Messenger RNA from Suillus subaureus, 1087 nucleotides. RefSeq lists its product as uncharacterized. The record is from RefSeq and is a predicted model, not a curated record. The transcript is spliced from 6 exons. Bases 250 to 738 code for a protein of 162 amino acids. Lineage: Eukaryota; Fungi; Basidiomycota; Agaricomycetes; Boletales; Suillaceae.
GGGCAAUCCCCGACCUCCACGAUACAAAUGAUCUCAGCAUGCUUAGUAAUAUUUAAUCUGGAUGACUGUCCCGGCCUUCAAUAUACCCAGUUUUUAUGAUUCCUUGUAUUAUCCACUGAUGGGCUAUCACUGCGAUAUUUUUGCCAUGUUAAUUACUUUCUGUCGUGGUUACAACGGACCCUUGCAGUUCAAUCUACCUUCGUCGAGAGUGCUGCCAUCCGGUACACCUGGCACAGGAUAACAUCUCACAUGCUCACUUUAAGGAUGGACACAUUCCCACUCCAUCAAUCUCUGGCUUCACACGAUGUGAAUGUGCUCAAAAUGCUGCGUAACCACGUGACAGCAUGCGACUGCGAUCUAUCUUGCUGUCAACUCCUGUUGCCACAUAUUAUACUCCUGAUCGCGGAAGACCGCAAUUAUGACACAGACAGCAACCCACCCGACCCGUAUCCGUCAUCCACAAGUUCAGGACCCUUAUGCGAACUUCACACUCUAUCUGUCACGGGUACAGCUGGAACUCCUUCGCCAAGCAAGAUUUCGCCACCGUUUUCAGAACAGGCACUAUCUGAUAUCAUGUUCAACUUCGGGCUGCCGCUCCGCGUAGUGAGGUGUGUCGUACUCUCAAAGGACUGUGACCGCAACAGAGACGGGUUCGAACACACUAAGCUGGAACGGGGAGAGGUAAAGUUGUUUCUCAUUCCUGUCAUUUCUUCCAUGGCAGGUAGAGGAUCGAGAUGAAACUUGAGUUCGGGCAGUUUGGCCUGUGGUGACCAGAAGACGUCAGGUCCAGCUGUUUUGGCUUGCGUCGGCUUGCACGGUUCGCGCACGAUAUCCUUUCUCACGAGAACAGAGUUGUCCAGCGAAGAUGAGACCACGUUGUAGGGAUCGCGAUUAGAUGAAACUAGGAGUUAAGAGGUGUGGAUAAAGCUUAGUCCCUCGAGUUUAAUUAUACUAGUCUCCGACAAGACCUUACCUUGCUCCUGAUCAACGAUGGCACGACGAUGAAACAUCCGCCAUGUCCAGAACAUACACGAGAGUGCGAGGAUAAAAAUAGUACUGAUAACAUGAUUGUAACGAUGUCUCCAAU